Molecule: messenger RNA, 1598 nt
Organism: Anguilla rostrata (American eel)
Lineage: Eukaryota; Metazoa; Chordata; Actinopteri; Anguilliformes; Anguillidae
Exons: 6
Coding region: 450-1082 (210 amino acids)
Biological process (GO): vesicle-mediated transport
Molecular function (GO): GTPase activity; GTP binding
Source: RefSeq, a predicted model, not a curated record
UACGAGGAGAACAACCUUCUAGUCAAUUCUAAAUUUAACAGGCAACCAAUGAAGUCAAGCAAGCACCAGACGUUUCUUAGUACAUGUAAGUACCCCCGCAGCCACAUGCUGUACCAGUUGGAGAUUUUUCAUGGAUGAAUUAGUGCCACCAGAAAGCUUUAUACAGACCCCUCCUCUUGUUGCUUGAGGUCCCACUGAGAUGAUGCCUUCUGACCCACUCUGAUCGAGCUGCGACUUUAAGACUCAGGUAAUUGUCCCUUUGUAACCUAAUCUCAGCCUUUAAUAAGUGAUGUGCUUGUGGGAGCUCACCCUGCUGAGCUGGUUCAGUUUGCCUCACAAAGACGGAACACACAACAUCCACCUAAGGCAAAGAAGACUAUUGAGAAUAACCAUCAGCCGAGGAACCAGUCCCAGUUAUCUAACAGUCUGCCACUUGGAUACACCUGGCCAUGAAUCCUGAAUAUGACUAUUUAUUCAAGCUGCUUCUGAUUGGAGAUUCCGGAGUGGGCAAGUCCUGUCUGCUGCUGCGUUUUGCGGAUGACACUUACACAGAGAGCUACAUCAGCACCAUUGGGGUGGACUUCAAGAUCAGGACUAUUGAAAUGGAGGGGAAGACUGUCAAGUUGCAAAUCUGGGACACAGCAGGUCAAGAGAGAUUCAGAACCAUCACAUCCAGUUACUACAGAGGAGCCCAUGGCAUCAUAAUAGUCUAUGAUGUCACUGAUCAGGAGUCCUUUAACAACGUGAAGCAAUGGCUGGAGGAGAUUGAUCGAUAUGCCUGUGAAAAUGUUUCCAAGCUGCUGGUGGGGAACAAGAGUGAUCUGGCUAACAAAAAAGUUGUUGACUUCACUACUGGAAAGGAAUUUGCCAUGUCACUUCAGGUUCCAUUCCUGGAAACAAGUGCAAAGAAUGCCAGUAAUGUGGAAAAGGCUUUCCUGACCAUGGCCACAGAAAUCCAGAAGCGCCUGGGCAGCAGUGACGUUCAGAAUGAGACUUCUAAAGUUAGCUCUAAAAUCAACAGCGCCCCCCUGUGGCUUGGAGGAGAAAAGGCAGCAGCAGAGGACGUCAACUCUUGCUGUUGACCACACAGAUAAGACCCAGACCCCAGCGUGAAGGAUCGUGAAAUCAUGCUAAACUUAAACUUUUCCUAUUGGUACCUAAAUAUUAAUUUCUUUAAAAAUUGAUCUGUUUUCCUAAUCACACCUUAUAAAUAAGUGUGUGAUGUUUGCAGUUUCACCAGGAUUCACAAAAGCCCAUUAUGCCAUGACAUUACAGAGAUCAGAACAAUUCCAAUAGGAAUCACAUUGAAUGCACAGGCUGAAACACCUUUAUGAUUUUGUCAGGUAUGAUGUCCAGACAUAGAGUUCAUAGAAUUCCUACCAAAAUGCCAGUUAGUUUGGUUCUUCAUACAAAUGUGUCCACAUUAUAGCAUUUAAAAAACUCCUGGAAGAGAGGGGAGUGGGAUUUUGAAAGGGGAGAGUGGUUUGUGUUUUUGGGUUUUCUUUAUAACCCUAAAUGACCAGUUCCAGAUGAUAACCAAACAGUCACCUGUUUAAAGAUGUUUAUUAGGGUGAUUUCAGUCAGGUGACAUCAUUAAA